AUAAACGAGACAAAGACUGCAACUUCUUCUUAGCUCUCCAUGGCCAUGGCCGGCGCUUUUUUUUUCUCCGCUGAUUUAUCGCCGCUAUUUCGCCGAGACAUGAUGUCAGCGUCCGGCAAAACAAAGCGGAGUCCGAUUUUGAAGCGUCUAGCUGCGUCCACGGAGCAGAGACCAAGUCCAACGACUGUGAGAACGAAAACGGCGAGGGAGAGGAGCAGCAGCUUUGUGGAGAAGAAGAGUAGUAGUGAAGAAGUUGAGAGGAUUCGCGGAGUCAACGUGGAGGAUGAACCGGAACGUAACAGAAAGAGUUUUAAAGACUACUUUGAAGAAGCAAAAGAUAUGAUCAGAUCAGACGGUGGUCCGCCUCGCUGGUUCUCUCCAUUAGAGUGCGGGUCCCACGCUCCUGAUUCUCCUCUCCUUCUAUAUUUGUCAGGAAUGGAUGGAGUUGGAGUUGGACUUGUAACGCAGCAUCAAAGACUUGGACAGAUUUUUGACAUAUGGUGCUUGCAUAUUCCUGUCAAGGAUCGAACAUCAUUUACAGGCCUAGUGAAGCUGGUAGAAAGAACUGUCAGAUCAGAGAAUUAUCUUUUGCCAAAUAGACCAAUAUAUCUUGUUGGAGAAUCUCUUGGAGCAUGCCUUGCACUAGCUGUUGCAGCCAGGAAUCCUGAUAUCGACCUUGUACUAAUUUUGGCUAACCCAGCUACAUCUUUUAGCAAGUCCCAGUUCCAACCGUUAAUACCUUUAUUGGAGCUUAUGCCACAUCAAGUCCCUCUUAUUCUUCUGUCAGUGCUGUCUUUAAUGGAAGGUGACCCUUUGAGGAUGGCUGUGGAUAAUCUGAUAAAGGGACUUCCUUUGCAAACAAAAAUUGGAGAUCAGUCACGGGAUCCUUUUACAGUAUCAUCUUACCUCCCUGUUAUUAAUGAUAUGAUGCCUAAAGAAACUCUCCGUUGGAAGCUAGAAAUGCUAAAAUCAGCAUCUGCAUAUGCCAAUUCCCGCCUGCAUGCUGUGAAAGCUCAAACACUGAUACUCUCCAGUGGGAGAGAUCAGCUUUUGCCAAGUCGAGAGGAAGGUGAAAGACUUCGUCUUGCACUAUCACAUUGUCAGAUUCGUAGGUUCAAUGACAGUCGUCAUGCUCUUUUCCUGGAAGAUGAUUUUGACUUGGUAACUGUCAUCAAAGGGGCUGGUUUCUAUCGCUGUGGAAAGUACCUUGACUAUAUUUCAGAUUUUAUACCACCAACCCCUUCUGAAUUCAAAAAGACAUUCGAAUCAGACAGGUGGAUAUAUGUUGCUACUGCACCUGUGAUGCUCUCAACUUUAGAGGAUGGGAAGAUUGUGAAAGGCCUUGCUGGGAUUCCUUCUGAGGGACCAGUCUUAUUCGUUGGCUAUCACAUGUUACUAGGACUUGAAUUGACUCCCCUGGUUUCACAAUUUAUGAUUGAAAGAAAUAUUGUUCUGCGAGGAAUAGCACAUCCAAUGAUGUUUAAGAAAUUGAAAGAUGGAAAGUUACCUGAGUUGUCCCAAUAUGACAAGAUUAGAAUAAUGGGCGCAGUUCCUGUCUCAGGAACCAAUUUCUUCAAACUUCUAUCUUCGAAGUCUCAUGUCCUACUUUAUCCUGGAGGCAUGCGUGAGGCUCUUCAUAGGAAGGGAGAAGAAUACAAGUUAUUUUGGCCAGAACAGUCAGAGUUUGUCAGGAUGGCAGCUAGGUUUGGGGCCAAAAUCGUACCUUUUGGUGCUGUUGGAGAAGAUGAUAUUGGUCAAGUAGUUUUUGAUUAUGAUGACCUUAUGAAGAUUCCUUACUUUAGGAAUGAAAUAAAUGAACUGACUAGUGAGGCUGUACACUUGAGGACUGAUGCGAGUGGUGAGGUAGCAAACCAAGAUGUUCAUCUUCCAGGAAUUCUACCUAAAGUUCCAGGCCGGUUUUAUUAUUACUUUGGAAAACCAAUUGAAACAGCAGGGAGGAAACAAGAAUUAAGAGACAGGAAGAAAUGUCAUGAGUUGUAUUUGGAAGUGAAGUCUGAGGUUGAGAAAUGCAUUUCUUACUUGAAGGAGAAGAGAGAAAGUGAUCCUUACCGGAAUUUAUUGCCUCGGCUAAUUUACCAGGCCACACAUGGCUUUACAUCUGAAGUUCCGACCUUUGAACCUUGAAUUUUUCCUGCACUUCAAAAGUCAAAAUUCCAUCUGCAUUCACAGAUGAACUCUGGAACUUUCCCUGCGAUAAAGGGGCAUCAUUUAUGGCAAAAAUUCUUGCAGAGUAUUUACUUUAUUUUUAUCUGGACUAGAGGAAGAGUUCAGGAAUUCAGAUUCCUUCUUAGAUUGUAUUGAAUAAAAUUAAAAAGGUGGUUGAUCCUUUGAUAGUUCAAGCGAUUGUUGAAAUUUGGGGGCUAUUUAUCAAACUCAGAGAUAAUGCAAUAUACAACAGAAGCUGGAAUAGUGACCAUUGUCGGAGAUUUGUAAGACUAUUAUUAGGUAAAAUGUUUCAUUGUUCACGUGCA
This is a messenger RNA of Pistacia vera, 2492 nucleotides long. RefSeq names its product acyltransferase-like protein At3g26840, chloroplastic. Bases 40 to 2145 code for a protein of 701 amino acids. The record is from RefSeq and is a predicted model, not a curated record. NCBI's taxonomy places the organism in Eukaryota, Viridiplantae, Streptophyta, Magnoliopsida, Sapindales, Anacardiaceae. The transcript is spliced from 14 exons. Gene Ontology annotation, cellular component: membrane.